Messenger RNA from Aricia agestis (brown argus), 1485 nucleotides. Its product is annotated as THAP domain-containing protein 1-like. The transcript is spliced from 5 exons. NCBI's taxonomy places the organism in Eukaryota, Metazoa, Arthropoda, Insecta, Lepidoptera, Lycaenidae. Bases 188 to 1147 code for a protein of 319 amino acids. The record is from RefSeq and is a predicted model, not a curated record.
UUGUAGAAAUUAAUUAAAAUUGAUAAUAUUAUAAUCCACCUGGGUUUUCUGAAAUAAUACUCAUUAGGCUGCAGCACUGACACGUUAUGUCCACCACAAAAUAUUAUAUAGACAAUAAUAGUCUAAUUUUCUAUCUUUUAAUGAAAAUAUAUACUACACUUUAACUUAGUAUUAACUCAGAAUCGAAAUGCCACAAAGUUGUGCAGUUCCUACGUGCUCUACGAAAACGGGAGGUCAUAAGUUUCCUAAGGAUGAAAUACGUUUAAAACAAUGGCUUGUGGCUAUUCGUAGAGAACGUUACACGCCUUCGUAUUAUAGUCGUGUAUGUAAAGAUCACUUCACUAAAGAUGAUUACGAACUCCCUAAAGAGUCGUACUUAGUAAAACCCAGGCUAGCAUUAAAAAAAGAUGCAGUCCCAAGUAGAUUUCCAUGGAAUGAAGUAACCAAUGAAGGCAAGAAAAGAAAACGACAACUACAUGGUUUGGACGGCGACACCGGAAAGCAAGAAAAUAUAGAGAAAACAAGUAUAUAUACACCUAUUAAUACAAAUGAUAUCAUUUGCGGAAUGCUAGCUUUCGACUGUGAAGGAAAUGAUCAACAAAAAAUGGUAAAAAAAAUGCAAAGACAACAAGAUAAAAGUUGUGAAGUCAAUACUCCAACUACCACUGAUAAGAUGGAUACUUUUGACCAGAACUCACCAAAAAGCCAAAGACCUAACGAAAUAACUUCAAUGAAAAUAGAGAAAGAAGAAAAUCCAUCAGAUCACAAUGAACUUGAUUCAUUACAUCCACCUAAACCUAGAAUAGAAAUUGAAGUAGAAGUGGAUCCGCAAAAUCUUGGAAUUGUCAAGUAUCAAGAAUAUGAAACAUCAGUUAAAAUCGAGCCACAUAGUCCCAGAAAAGAGGACGCCGAAACCACGCCGACCGCCGACAGUCAGAGCGACGAGACACAAAAGUCAAAAUGUACACUCUGUGAUCGUGACUUCGAAAGCGAGGGACAAUUGAGAACUCAUCAGACAAAGUGCGCCGCGUCGUUCAUGUGCAAACUCUGUUUAAGACAUUUCGAUACCCUGAGCCAUCUGACGAUGCAUAUUCUGACGGCGAAGUCGCAUAUACCCGUGUCAUCUACACCGAAACCGCCGGCCUAAUUGAACUAGACCGCUUCUACUGGUUAAUGUCAAUGACGAUGUUCUUUAAUGGGCACGAAAAUAUUUGUCGGAUUAUUCCGACCUUGGCGGUUAAAGGGUUAAAAGUUUGACGAACUUCUCGGUUAGUUUCUCUAGCAACCGAUUCUGUUGGCGAUCGUGCAUGAACAAAAUUCUAUGUUGCCUUUCAACAAUGAGAAGCAACUAAAUGUGAGUGAAUGGCUUCGAAUUUCGACACACGUUCCAUAAUCCACGGACAUCGCAAUGCACGACGGACAUCGAUAUGCUACUUGAAGCACCAUAUUCAUUGCGCGCCAAAUGUUGCCUUCUAUAUACAAGGC